GAUGAGAUGAGAAAAACACCUAUCAUAUCUUUCUUCAGGGAUCAAAAUUGAGUGGAAAUCACUAGUGUCAUUUUUAAAUGGGAAACUCGGGACAUGUCUUUUUUUUUCAGGAGGCUCUUAUCCACAAGAAUCAGGAUCUUCUUUCUCUGAUCAGAGAUGAGUGAAUCUCAUACUUAUGCCAGUGAACGAGUAAAGUCUGGUGCUUCUAGACAAAGCCAAAAGAGAACAUGUAUAUUAACCACAAGUCAACGUGGACAAAACCCAUCUCCAUUUGUCCUUGCCAGAUCCGUUGCUAUAGCUAUGGGGAUUCGUUUCAUUGGAAUGGCAAUAAUCUGCAGUGCCAUGAUCAUAACUCCAUUAUUCAACCAAGAAGCUCCAAUUUCUUUGAAAGAAAAUUACUGUGGUCCAUGUCCUAAAAACUGGAUAUGUUAUAGAAAUAACUGCUACCAAUUUUUUAAUGAGAGCAAAAGCUGGUACCAGAGCCAAGCUUCUUGUAUGUCUCAAAAUUCCAGUCUCCUGAAGAUAUACAGCAAAGAUGACCAGGAUUUCUUUAGAUUGGUGAAGUCAUAUCAUUGGAUGGGACUAGUACAAGUUUCCACAAAUGGUUCCUGGCAGUGGGAAGAUGGCUCCAUUCUCUCGCCCAACCUACUAACAAUGGUUGAAAUGCAGAAUGGAACCUGUGCAGUCUAUGGCUCAAGUUUUAAAGCUUAUACAGAAAAUUGCUUAACUCCAAACACAUACAUCUGUAUGCAGAGAAUUGUGUAAAAUCUUAUAGUUAAUAAAAUAUGAAGUAUUCAAAGACUCAAAA
Messenger RNA from Dama dama (fallow deer), 808 nucleotides. RefSeq names its product killer cell lectin like receptor K1 (gene KLRK1). The record is from RefSeq and is a predicted model, not a curated record. Bases 157 to 765 code for a protein of 202 amino acids. Gene Ontology annotation, cellular component: external side of plasma membrane. Gene Ontology annotation, biological process: positive regulation of natural killer cell mediated cytotoxicity. Gene Ontology annotation, molecular function: signaling receptor activity. NCBI's taxonomy places the organism in Eukaryota, Metazoa, Chordata, Mammalia, Artiodactyla, Cervidae. The transcript has 7 exons.